AAAAUUAGAAAUUUCAAAGCAAGGAAGGGACUGCAACGAAAAUGUUUCUCCAUUUUGGAAUACUACUUCUUCUGUCCCAAGGACUCCUUGGCGAAGGGGACAUUUCGGAAGCUAUAGAUGGAGACAGCCGAAUUAUAGGUGGCAAAGAUGCCACUCCAGGCAUGGCUAACUACCAAGUUUCAAUUCGUGAUCAUACAGGAUACCGAGAAUGGCACAUUUGCGGAGGGUCUAUUAUAAAUGAAGAGUACGUCUUAACAGCCGCUCAUUGCAUUUUUGAGAAAAACAUAAAAGACAUGUCAAUAGUCGUUGGCAGUCAUACGAUCAAUAAAGGCGGCGACCGAUACAAGAUUAAGAAAUUGAUCCCUCAUGAGAAGUAUUCUGAGCCGGUUUUAAAGAAUGACAUAGGUGUCGUACAGAUAGAAGGCAAAUUCAAAUAUAACGAUAAGGUUCAACCCAUUGAGUUGUUAAAAGAAAUGGCACCCAUUGGAAAAAAAUGUCUCUUUACUGGCUGGGGAUAUGAUGACCUUUGGAUUAAAGGACAUAGUGGAUCUCUUGGCAAUGAUGCUGGCGAUGAACUUGCGAGAAGAGGCUCCGACAUAUUGCCUGCUGGCCCGUAUCCUCUCCUACCCUUGCCCUUCUCGCAGGUGCGAGCAUGGAUUCGCUAA
Messenger RNA from Pieris rapae (cabbage white), 665 nucleotides. RefSeq names its product chymotrypsin-2-like. The record is from RefSeq and is a predicted model, not a curated record. The coding region runs from base 42 to 665 and encodes 207 amino acids. Gene Ontology annotation, molecular function: serine-type endopeptidase activity. Lineage: Eukaryota; Metazoa; Arthropoda; Insecta; Lepidoptera; Pieridae. Gene Ontology annotation, biological process: proteolysis. The transcript is spliced from 4 exons.